This is a messenger RNA of Aureobasidium musti, 1677 nucleotides long. NCBI's taxonomy places the organism in Eukaryota, Fungi, Ascomycota, Dothideomycetes, Dothideales, Saccotheciaceae. The record is from the annotation of a GenBank genome assembly.
AUGGCACAUCAGGUCGUUGAUCAGCAAAGCGCCACCUCAGCGGCAUCAACGUGCUCGUCGCUGUCCUACCUCUCUAUCACCCAGGCGCGCUCGCCCAGAGACAACGGAGAGUGGAGACCUCGCCGCCGCCACGCGCCUCCUCCAGCGUUACCUACACAUCGUCGUGCCAGAGGCUACGAUGACCUGUUNCCCUUUGAAGUCAGCCAGCUAGCGUCAGUCCUUUGCCACGCACCACCUGUCAAUACGCCCAGAGAUGGAGCAGUGUGGACGGCGUAUGUGGCUCACACUAACCAGCGCACGGCUCUGCUCGGCCCCAAACUCAGAGCAUCCACUUCACUUCCAAGCUUCCUGCCUUGGUCCGCCAAUCACGGCACAUGCUGCCUACAUCGUCGUCUUAACACCAAACCUCUGGAAGAUAUUUUUGCGGCUCUACGAUAUGAGGCCGAGGUCAGAACACAGGAGGUCUGGCAGCAUGUGGCCUUGGCCGGUGCCCUGUCGGCCUCACAAACCGAACAGCUAGCGUUGAUGGAUGAGCUGCAGUCACUAUGGCUUCCACCAUCUAGAUUCAUGGAGAAGUUCAACCGCUUGCCUGCCCAGAGGUUCGCAUAUCAAACUGAUGGAUGCGUUGCUUGUAUCCUGGCAAGAAUGGGAGGCAACUUUGACACUGCCAUGGCUCUAGGUGCCUUAUUGUUAGGCUCAAUGCGUCGAUCGGAUAUGCUGAGUACCCGUGUCUGCUUUUGUCGCGAGUGGGUUCGAUACACUGUCGAUGGCGACAUUGAUUGUGUGGACACUGCUCUCGCCGACAUGGAGACGAUGGGUACGAAGUUUAGAAAGGCGAGGAAGUGGGCACGUCGGCGAACGAAAGCCACAAUCGAGCAUCAGAUAGAGAAGCUCGAAUUGGGCGCUAUGUCACAAGUGCAAACAGGCUUACCUAGCCUCCACAGAUCAGUUACUACUGGACAGCCAGUCUCUCCCGGAUCAAAUCCGGAUGUUGAAUGGCAACAAGAUGGUCCCACCCCAUAUCACCAACCUCCUCCCAACCUAUACCAAUCGGAACAACACUACCCAACUCGCAACUCUGCCGAGCCUCAGCGUUUUGAUCCUGGACGCACUGUAGCUCGAGACUAUCCCUCUGAGCCCGGCAUGCCACUGCAGGAACGACUCCAGGGAGCAACCUCUCAAGCAAGCUGGAAAGACAGAAACAUACUUCUUGAUCCGAGUUCCAACAGCCAGGCAAGUCAGUCGAAAGUCACAGCUUCAGUAGUCAACAGUACUGCUGAAACAAACCCGAUGAACACGUCUCCGUCGAAAAUGACCAACAAAAACCUGAUGAACUCACCAACAUCUCUUUACUCCGAGUUCACCAGCAAUCCUUUUCUGGAUGGCAACUCCCCUGCUUCACCCCUUGAAGACAGAUCCAUGCCUCCCGACCUGCCAUUUCGUCUCUUCGAACGACGUUGCGUACGUGACAAUGACGGAACACCCAGUCCACCCAAGAAUGCCGUGCAAUGGCCCAAACAGACUCCUCUAGUUAAGCAGUCCACGGCGGACCAAUUCAAGGAUAACCUCAUCCCCGUACCCAUUCUGGCGAGACUUGACAAAAGUCAUUCGUCUAUUGGUGCUCUCUGGAAGAGGAGGGCAAGAAAACCAAAGGUCAAUCAAGAUGUGAUCAGGUAG